AUGGCCGCCCUUCGUUUCCUCGCUCUCUUGGCUCUUGUGGCUGCUGCCACUGCCGCCUUUGUGCCUUCGCCCAUGCCAUUCAGCCGUCCCAACACAGCCAUGCAGGCCGGAUUCGACUUGGCAUCACUGGGCACGCUGGGUGAUCCUCAAGUCAUUGGGGCGGUUGUGGCUGUGGCUGCCGCCACGGUGGCGGGGACCAUGGUCCAAGGUGCACAGCCAGAACCCGUCGUGGUGGAAGAUGAGGAACCCGAACCAGAGCCCAUUGAUGUGAGCAUCCCUUACGACGCCGCUGCCAGGUUGGCGUUUGAGGAAGCAGAUUUCGACGAGGAAGCCUACCAAGAAUUCAAGACGAUCUACGAAAAUCUGGCCAGUGCCGAAGCCACUGUGAGCCGAUACCAGCGUGAGCUUGCGGCUCUGAAAAAGUAA
This is a messenger RNA of Seminavis robusta, 426 nucleotides long. The record is from the annotation of a GenBank genome assembly. Lineage: Eukaryota; Bacillariophyta; Bacillariophyceae; Naviculales; Naviculaceae.